Laccaria bicolor S238N-H82 is the source of this 582-nucleotide messenger RNA. RefSeq lists its product as uncharacterized. The record is from RefSeq and is a predicted model, not a curated record. The coding region runs from base 1 to 582 and encodes 193 amino acids. Lineage: Eukaryota; Fungi; Basidiomycota; Agaricomycetes; Agaricales; Hydnangiaceae. The transcript is spliced from 4 exons.
AUGGCUUCUGGGACAAGGAAGAGAUAUGCUCUCGACCUUGACGAUAUAAUGUCCUUUCCUAAUGCUGACACUUUGCCUGUAUUCCCACCAAAAGAAGGGGAGAGCUGGAUAAUGCUUAUGGAGAUCACUGCAGACAGAUCUCUCUUGCGUCCAGUAUAUGCAGUAAGAGAUGUUACUCAAGCCAAAUUCCUCGUCGCUCUGCAUACACCCAACCCGAGAGAGGAUGCCCAGAACUUUAAAGUUGGCCACACGCUUUGCAUCACUGCGACCAGAGCACGUCCUCCUCAGUACUUGGGUGGUCACGGGCAGAUUGGGUACAGGAUUGAGGAUCCCAGCACAAUUCAGAUUCUCCCUGUAUCGCUCGCUGGGCUCUGGGAAAUCAACGCAUCACUUAAGGAACGUAGCGAUAGAGGCAAUCUUCUCAAAUGCAACCUUUGUAAUUCCACAUGCAAGUCGGGUUGCGGUACCUGCAAAGCACGCUACUGCUCAAAGGAAUGCCAAAGAAGUGAUUGGCCACAACACAAGAGAAAAUGUGUUGUUAUGAGGGCGUUACAUGGGUGGAAUAGGACUGAUUUCGGCUAG